AUGGACAAAGGGACAGCCAACGACCCUGGAAGCGGUAGAGAGCGAGUGCGCAUGCGCGCCGCCCUGGACCCACCCCCGCCGCCUCGGCCAGUGGUCAGCGCCCGGCCACCUGUUGAUGGGGGUGGCCACCCCGCAGUCCCAGACGCCGAGUCGCCGCCCGGACAGGACACGCUGACAUGCGGCGGCUGCGCCAAGGCGUUCGCGCUCGCCGACAUCGUGCGCUUCAUCCAGCACAAGGUGCUCUCCUGCGCCGCCGCCCCCGCCGCCUCCGCCGCCUCCACCACCGCCCCCGGCACGCCCUGCAACAACAACAACAACAACAGCGGCGCCGCCGCCAAGGACGACUACGACAGCGACGGCGGCAGCACCGGUGGGGUGGUGAGCUCUCGCCGGCCCAGCAUUUCGGCGCCCAUCACGACGCGGAAGGCGCGCCCGCCUCCCGCCGCCUCCCCGUCCGCCCCCGGGGGCGGCGAGGCCUCUCCGCUGCCGCUGCUGCCGAUGCUGUCGCCGCCGCCGCCCAGCUCGACGCCCAAGCGUCGCGGCGCCGACAGCGACGACGAGGAAUCGCUGGCUGACGCGAAGCCGCCGCGCGGGCUCGUCAAGCUCGAGGACGCCGCCUCCUCGCCCGAGGACGCCGCCUCCGGCGUCAAGCGCUGCAAGACCGACGUCGCCGACGCCGAGUCCAACACCACCAACUCAGUACCCGCCGCCGUGCGCCUUACCGUGGCUUUGAAGUACGCGCAUGGGUGUAGACCGACCGCAGAGGCUGGUAUUAAGAUAUCACCGGCGAGAGGAGCAGCCACUGUGGGCCUGGAGUCAGAGCGAGCAGCUGGUCCGUACCUGCCGGAGUUGCGUAGGCCCCAGCACGGAGGCCCGAGGUGCCAGGACCAGGCGCAGAGGCGGGACCUGCACGUGGCGCGCACGCGACCAGAUGCGCCGCCGCUGCCUUUUCCUUCCCCUCCCCCGCCCCCUUUUUCUUUCUUUCUUCUUCUGCUGUGCUGCAGCUGA
Molecule: messenger RNA, 1008 nt
Organism: Schistocerca americana (American grasshopper)
Lineage: Eukaryota; Metazoa; Arthropoda; Insecta; Orthoptera; Acrididae
Product: WAS/WASL-interacting protein family member 3-like
Exons: 4
Coding region: 1-1008 (335 amino acids)
Source: RefSeq, a predicted model, not a curated record